UUCCACUCUUCCUCCUUCCCCUCCAACCCCCAUUAUCAACUUCAUCCCCAUCUACACAACCACCGCCGUCGCAAUCGGUGUUUGUCCUAUUAGAAUAUAUUCUCAUUUUCCAAUUCUGUUGUUCCUUUAAUUUCUUGUAUUUUCCUCUAACACGUCACCCUCACCGCCAGCCUCACGAGACCCUCCCACUCUCAGUGUUCCGCCCCUCCUCACCCACAAACAUCCGAGCGUCCUACCCCUUAACGCGUUGUCUGGCAUCACUCUAAAUGGACAACAAUAUGGAAAUCGAUACCGCACGGUCUCCCGAGCCCCACCGCCUGUCGCCGACGUCUGACCCUGGGUCGAUACCGACACUGGACGGAUGGAUUGAAAAUUUGAUGAGCUGCAAGCAACUAGCGGAGGAGGAUGUGCGGAGGCUGUGUGAUCGGGCAAGAGAGGUGUUGCAGGAAGAAUCCAAUGUGCAGCCAGUUAAAUGCCCAGUAACUGUGUGUGGUGAUAUACACGGCCAGUUUCAUGACCUAAUGGAACUGUUCCGCAUCGGAGGCCCGAAUCCAGACACAAACUAUUUGUUUAUGGGUGACUAUGUCGACCGUGGUUAUUACUCCGUAGAGACCGUCACCCUCCUUGUUUGCCUUAAAAUCCGUUACCCCCAGCGUAUCACCAUCCUCCGUGGAAACCACGAGUCCCGCCAGAUUACUCAAGUUUAUGGAUUUUACGACGAGUGCUUGCGUAAAUAUGGCAAUGCCAAUGUCUGGAAAUACUUCACUGAUCUUUUCGAUUACUUACCCCUCACCGCACUCAUCGAAAACCAGAUCUUCUGCCUCCACGGCGGCCUGAGUCCGUCUAUCGACACGCUUGACAACAUUCGGUCCCUGGAUCGGAUCCAGGAGGUCCCCCACGAGGGACCGAUGUGCGACCUGCUGUGGAGUGACCCAGACGACCGAUGUGGUUGGGGAAUCUCGCCCCGUGGUGCUGGAUACACCUUCGGGCAGGAUAUCUCGGAAGCAUUUAAUCAUAACAACGGCUUGACUCUGGUUGCACGAGCACAUCAGCUUGUAAUGGAGGGAUAUAAUUGGUCGCAGGAUCGGAACGUAGUCACAAUUUUCUCAGCGCCGAAUUAUUGCUACCGCUGCGGUAACCAAGCCGCGAUUAUGGAGAUUGAUGAGCAUUUGAAGUAUACAUUCCUACAAUUCGAUCCUUGCCCCCGUGCAGGCGAGCCAAUGGUCUCGAGGCGGACCCCCGACUAUUUCCUGUGAUUGAAAGUGAUAGACUUCUCACCUCUGGCAAGAUGAGGUUCUCCGACCCUUCGAGAGGGCUCCUGGGAUUUGGAACUGCAGACGCGUCGGUCUGCCUAGAUAAUUGUAUGUCUGUUUUCUGGGCCGUGUUGAUACCAUUCAUGAAAAUAAAAAGACAUUCGCAAGAGUUUUGAUUUUAUCCUGCGUUUUGCGGUGGCUCUCUGUCUAAUCAGAGUAAUGGGGUUUUUCCGGGCAACUUUCUUGGAUACAGGUGGUUAUGGUUUGAUGCUAGAACUUUUACCAGAUACGCCCGCAUUAUGAACGGGGGGAGUGGGUAUAUUUGUUGAUUACAUUUGUCCUCUAGAAAUAACGCGAAUGGUGGACAACAAUGAAUUCCAUGGCGAA
This is a messenger RNA of Aspergillus caelatus, 1640 nucleotides long. RefSeq names its product serine/threonine-protein phosphatase. The transcript has 6 exons. The coding region runs from base 267 to 1256 and encodes 329 amino acids. The record is from RefSeq and is a predicted model, not a curated record. Gene Ontology annotation, molecular function: protein serine/threonine phosphatase activity. Gene Ontology annotation, biological process: peptidyl-serine dephosphorylation; mitotic cell cycle. Lineage: Eukaryota; Fungi; Ascomycota; Eurotiomycetes; Eurotiales; Aspergillaceae. Gene Ontology annotation, cellular component: cytosol.